Messenger RNA from Erpetoichthys calabaricus (reedfish), 2721 nucleotides. It is a transcript of the gene zpld1a, whose product is annotated as zona pellucida-like domain containing 1a. Bases 1 to 1248 code for a protein of 415 amino acids. NCBI's taxonomy places the organism in Eukaryota, Metazoa, Chordata, Cladistia, Polypteriformes, Polypteridae. The transcript has 10 exons. The record is from RefSeq and is a predicted model, not a curated record. Gene Ontology annotation, cellular component: cell surface.
AUGGAACAAAUAUGUUUUCUUCUUCUAAUAAGUAAAAUUCUUUUAGCUGGUGCACAGUUUAAUGGAUACAACUGUGAUGCUACCUAUCACAGUAGAUUUCCUGCUGAACGAGACAUCAGUGUCUAUUGUGGAGUGCAAACCAUAACACUGAAGAUUAAUUUCUGCCCAGUUCUUUUCUCUGGAUAUUCUGAAGCUGAUCUGGCUCUGAACGGCAGACAUGGAGAUGUGCACUGCAGGGGAUUCAUAAAUAACAACACCUUUCCUACAGUGGUGAUUUUCACUAUCAGCCUUAGCACCUUGGAAUCAUGUGGAAAUGGCUUGGUGGUGUCUUCGGUCCAAGGUGUUACUGCUUAUGGGAACUUAUCCUCAGUACAGAUCGGGAAUAUUUCAGGAUUCAUUGACACUCCAGAUCCUCCCACAAUAAUCAGCUAUCUCCCUGGACUUCUGUAUAAAUUCAGCUGCAGCUACCCCUUAGAGUAUCUGGUCAACAACACACAGCUUGCUUCAUCAUCAGCUGCUAUUUCUGUCAAGGACAAUAAUGGUUCAUUUUUAAGCACUUUGAGUUUACUCUUGUAUAACGACUCAACAUAUGUACAACCAUUGGCCAUACCUAAUGCAGGACUACCUUUAAAGACAAAGGUUUAUGCUGCUGUUAGAGCCACAAAUCUGGAUGGAAGAUGGAACGUUUUGAUGGACUACUGUUAUACAACCCCUUCUGGAAACCCAAGUGAUGAACUCAGAUAUGAUCUCUUUUUGAGCUGUGACAAAGACCCUCAAACAACAGUCAUAGAAAAUGGAAAGAGUCAAAUGGGCAGAUUUUCCUUUGAAGUUUUCCGGUUUGUGAAGCACAAAAACCAGAAAAUGUCGACAGUAUUUCUCCACUGUGUGACCAAGCUUUGCAAAUCAGAUGACUGCCCUCUACUCAUGCCGGUUUGUGGAAAAAGAAAACGAAGAGACCUUCUAGAGAGCACAACAACUGCUCCCCAAGGUGCCUCUGGAAAUGCUGUUAUUACUGCUGGUCCUAUCAUCACUAGGAGUGAUGAAACUCCAACAAAUAACUCUCAGCUAGCACAGCUCAAUGGACCUGCCUUCCAGAUGAAUUCAGUUACAAGUGCACUGAUUUCUGGGAUAAUCAUAUUGGGUGUCAUGAGUUUAUGUUUCUUCAUCUUUGCCCUUUCUCUCCUAAAAAGAAAGCAGCACAACAAUCCAGUGCUUGCAGGGAUUAGUCGAAAUCCUGUUUUUAACUGAUCAAUGAUAAAUUUGUCUUUUGUUGCUUCCAUUUUUAAGAAUUUGAGAACAUAUUCUACUUGUUAUUAAUUGUUAGGAAAAAGGACUACAGUAAGUCUUUCAUUUCAAAACAAAUAUAUUGCACAUUGGUAGAUUUAGGUAGCUGUAAAUGUUGCUGUUUUUGUUUUGUGGAGAAAUAAACAACCUGUGUAGAUAUCAUUGCUAAUUUCAAACAAGAUAAUAUAUUCAAUUAUCCUAUAUUAUAUUUAUUCAAUACCUCAGCUUCAUUGUUCUCAUUGCAGGGUUUAGAAGGACUUGCAUAAUUUAAUAAUAAUUAAUUUUAGUAAUAGAAUAUAUUAAUUUAUGAAAUGCCAAAUUUGCAUUUCUGCUCAUUAUGUCGCUGCACUUAUCUCAAUUUUUAAAAAGAAAUGUCUACAUGCUCAUAUAUAAAUUUUAGGAAUUCAUUAUAUUAUAACUAGUGGCUUCAGUGUAUCAAUGACUAAAGUGUUUUUUUUGUAAUAAAUCUCACGGCACAUUAGCACUUCAGUGUAUGGUAAAAUAGCAUAACAUUAGGCAAUUAUAUACUGUAUGAGGUUUAUGAAAACUGCUGGUUUGUGACAAGGUAGUCCAACAAAUUAAUACAAGAGAACAUAUUUGCAAGACAGUAGAAAUUUUACUGCAAUUUAAACUCUACUGCUUUUUUUGUGGUUGAUAUAAUUGUGUGCUAAAUUUGAAAUUUAGUUUUUAUUUUUAUGUUAAACUGUUGAGAGUCAAUCAAUUUGACUGUAAUUGUAUUUUCUAUGCAUAUCUGAAUUCCAUUUUUAUAUGAUCUGUAACUUGGUAAAGCACGUAAUUUCAAUAUAGUAAUAACUGAACACUGUAUAUCAAAAGCAGUCUUUCUGAUUUUUAAAAUUUUAGUUUUUCUUCUAAAACCAUGGUUGAUUAUCAUUAAAAGUGUGUAAUUUCUGAAGGCAUUAUGUUAUAUUUUUGAAGUUCAUAAAUGGUGGCUUGCCAUGUGAUAGGAACAGGAGUUUCAUUUGUGCACUGAAUUGAUUUAAUUUUCCUCUUUUCUUGCAUUUCUAUUAGCAGUGCCAGUUAAGAGGCCAGCACCCAUAAACCGCUAAUAAAAUGCUUCACAGAGCAAUGAAUGCAUCUGCAAGAACAGUUUAUAAAGCAUGUAAUUUCAUUAUAUUAACAACUGAAUAGUGUAUCAUAAAAGCAGACUCUGGGAGAGAAUACGCGUACCUGUUAAUGUUGUGAAGACAUCUGUGGAAGUAAUGCUCUUUUGAAGCUGAAGACGUUUCUUCCAUGAGUGCAUUGACUAAGCACAUGCAGAUUCUUCUCAGGACAGCAUCUAAAACAGCAUCCCUAUUCUGAACUUUUAUACUUUGGUUUUAUUUGUAUAUCGCAAACAAUUGUCUUUAUAAAGCAUUAAUUAUUUCAGGAAAGUGAGACUAGUUAUGUUCCGAAAUAAACACAUCCUAUGUAAAGCUA